Molecule: messenger RNA, 1250 nt
Organism: Salvelinus sp. IW2-2015
Lineage: Eukaryota; Metazoa; Chordata; Actinopteri; Salmoniformes; Salmonidae
Product: protein TMED8
Cellular component (GO): Golgi membrane
Source: RefSeq, a predicted model, not a curated record
GGGGUGGGGGACUUAAUACAGUACGCUAUUUAGAGCGAGAUUGAACGGUGUUUAUGCAUUCAUUUUAGAGAUAGAUAAAUUGGAGUCUACUUCGGAGCGUCAAUCCAGAUUGACAGUGUUAUCGGUUUUCUCUUUCCCUUGGAUAACGUCGGAGACCAAUCCGCUAGACAGGCUCCAGAGCAGAGGCCUCUCUAACUCCAACCACCCCAUAAGUCACCCUGAUAUGGAUGGAACCAAUGACACAGAGGGGUCCAACCAGCCAGCUGAGGUUAAACAACAGUCUCCUGCCGGGCAGCAGGCCAUGGGGGGAGAUGUUGAGGAGAGCAACAGCAGUGGGAAUAGCCAGAACCCUGGAGAGAGAAAAGCCCAAAUGCCACCGCUGAAGCCUCCCUCCAUGUGGACCUCCAUGGCGAUGAAGGAGCUCAAGUCCAAGCUGCGACUGGAGAAGGACAGUGUGGUGACAGUGAAACGAGGAAACAUUAUGACAGUGCAUGUGCCCACCGUUCCUGAGGGAAAGCAGGUGUGCUGGGAGUUUGCCACAGAUAGCAAUGACAUAGCCUUUGGAAUCUACUUUGACUGGACCCCUGUCACCAGCCAGGCCAUCACGGUCCACAUCAGUGAAUCCAGUGAUGACGAAGAGGAGGAAAAUCAGCUAGAAGGACUUAUCAACACAGGGGAUGUUGAGAAGUGUUCUAAAUCAUUGGCCAACUCCAACAUAGGGGAAAUCUUACCUGUGUAUCGUCUGGACAGUCAUAUUGCAGUGCAAGGUGGCAGUCACGAGUAUCCAGGAGAAGGCACUUACCUUCUGAAGUUUAAUAACUCCUACUCACUAUGGCGAAAUAAGACUCUGUACUACAGAGUGUAUUACAGUGCCUGAGGAACUGUAACCGUCAGCUAUUGCAUAUGACUGUAUGACUUACUAGAAUAAAAAUUUUGAUUCCAUAGAACAUGUUAUCGUUAAUUAUAAGUGCAUAGAUUUUUCAUCACAAUCAGCAGAUGUUGCUCGCUCCUAGUCUACACUUAAAAUCUAAGAGGACCAGAGAAUUAUGAAGUGGGACAUUUUGCUCAUAUGUUUUACUGUGUUUAUAGAGAAAGAUUUGACGUAGGCUUGUGUUUGUGCCAUGUUCUGUUUAAAAGUUAUGUGCAGUGAGUUAAGGCAAAUUGACCAUAUUUUAAAGAUAUAUAUUCUAUAUAUAGUUUAUGUACAGUACCAGUCAAAAGUUUGGACACACCUACUCAUUCAAGGGUUU